AGCAGCCUCCAACAAACACCACCAAGACGUGUUUGGCAUCAAUUGCCUUGUCGAAGAUUAAAAAAUGGACCAAAAGUGGAUUCAUAUGCUGAUGAUGCUGGUGUUUUAUCAAGGGGUGAGCUCAGGAGUUGUUGUAGACGUGACACCAAAGGAAGGGGAUCCGGUUGAGAUAUCGUGUACUCCUCCACUUGGGGGCACCUUGGUCAUCUGGCUUCGAGUCCUGGACACACCUGACGUUGAAUUCAUAGGAUCUUUCGCACCGUCAAGCGGGACUGAGAAGGAAAAGAUCCCUGACAGAUUCGAUAUCUCAAAGGCUUCCCACGAUAAACUAACCCUGAGGUCAUUCAAAAAGAACGAGAGCGGCAUUUACACCUGUGCGACUCUCAAAAGUAACGCACUGCAUUUUGGCCGAUUAACCCGACUGGUUGUAGGUGAGUUUCCUCAAAUCGUGACUGUAGCACCGCCGAUCACCACCUCCAAAAAAGAUGAAGCCAAGACCACCACAGCGUGCGUUUGUAAUACUUCUACUAAGUCAGGGGGAAGCGGUUUUUCCACCUUUUGUAAUCCAAUCAUACUGGGCGCACUGGCUGGCAGCUGCGGCCUUCUUCUGCUGCUCCUCAUCAUCAUCAGCGUGUACUGCAGCCGAAUAAGGACCCGGAGAUGUCCACAUCAUUACAAAAGAAAGCCCCGGACGCCAGCUCCUGGAAAACAAAUGAUGGCCAACAGACACGUUUAAUGUCAAAGGUGCAGUUUCACAGUCCAUGCUAUUUUACAGCCAUGUGUUCUUGUUGCAGAAAUCAUUUUUCAUCAUCAAUUUAACGACAAAUUCAUGGUAAAUAAUUUGUUGUCACCUUGUGUGCGAUAGAAAACACGAAAGUGUUUAAAUUGGUUGAAGUGUUAAACACAGUAAGUUGUUUUUAAAGUUCUUUAGUGUCAGCAUUGAGUUUUAACUGCAUUGUGGUUAGACGGCCGGCAGCGCAGCGCUGUUUGUACACAUGCACAUUUAAGUCUUUAUCAAACUGCAAUGAAAUAUGAUAUGAGAUGUUGAGUGAUCGGAUUACCAUGAAUGUUGAAAAUAUAAAUCACUUAAAUCCUGAGAAUAUUUGCAUUUUAUGAAGUUAAUGCAAAAAUUGCACAUAAGUCAUUUUACUUUUCAUUC
Scomber japonicus (chub mackerel) is the source of this 1159-nucleotide messenger RNA. It is a transcript of the gene cd8a, whose product is annotated as CD8a molecule. The transcript is spliced from 6 exons. The record is from RefSeq and is a predicted model, not a curated record. Bases 65 to 736 code for a protein of 223 amino acids. NCBI's taxonomy places the organism in Eukaryota, Metazoa, Chordata, Actinopteri, Scombriformes, Scombridae.